GCUGCCAGUCACUUGCAUUUUUCAGAGUUCACUCAGUACUGAACAUUACCUACAUUAUUAGUCCGUUGAACAUUUCCUGCAUUAUUACUUGCAUUUCUAUCUGUUUCAAGUUUCUCCCUGUCAAACUCAAUUCUUCCAUUGAUUAUCAAUCCGUCGCCUGCAACUAUGGCCGAAGCGGUUGUCGGGGGCGUUGUGGAGUCCAUCACCGGACAUCUUGUUUCCCUCAUCGCCCAGGAGAUUGGACUAGCGUGCGGUGUCAAAGCUGAGCUCGAGAAACUUCAGACCACUGUCUUUAUCAUAGGUGGUGUGCUUCGCGAGGCUGACAAGAGACGAGUUGAGGCUGAGGAUUGGAAGGCAUGGCUCAAGAAGCUGAAAGAGUUGUUUUACGAUGCGGAUGACCUGUUGGAUGACUACUCUACUGAAGCUUUGCGCCGUCGGAGAGGGACGGGAGGAGGUAAGCGGAUCCUCAAUCAGGUGAGUAUCUUCUUCUCCUCUUCCAACCAGAUCCUUUAUGCCAUUAAGAUGGCUCAUCGAGUCAAGGAGAUCAGGAAGAGGAUCUAUGAGAUUUCGGAUGUCAGGGUUCGUCUUCUGCUCGAUGGACAUAGUAAUCCUAUUGGGAGUUCGGUGGAGAACCCAGAUAGGCCGGAAACUUAUCCGUCAGAAUCUGAACUGUAUCUGAUGGGACGAGAUGAGGACAAGAAGGAAGUUAUCGCGUUCUUACGCGAUCCUGAUUUUGAGGAGAAUGUUUCCGUCCUCCCAAUAGUGGGUGUGGGAGGCCUAGGGAAAACGACAUUAGCAAGACUUGUGUUCAACGAUGACGAGGUGAAGAAAUAUUUCGAGAUGAAGCUAUGGGUUUGUGUGUCUAUCAAUUUCAAUGUGGAGGAUAUUCUGAGGAAGAUAGUACGAGAAUGCACCUCUAACAAGGAACUAAUUGCAAAUCUCGACGGGAAUGAGUUGCGAAAAGAGCUGGGAAAAGGGCUCAAUGGAAAGAAGUUCUUACUUGUUUUAGAUGAUGUGUGGAAUGACAAUCGAGCUGAAUGGGUGAAACUUCAAGGAUAUCUCAUGAACAGUGCCAAAGGAAGUAAGAUAUUGGUAACCACUCGCAAUACUGGGGUGGCGGAAACUAUGACUCGAGAAUUUCAUGAAUUGAGUGGCUUACCUGAGGAUGAGGCGCUCUCGUUGCUGAUGCGAAUGGCAAUGAAGGAAGAGCAUGAGUGGAGAAAUAAAAAUCUAGAAAAGAUUGCUAGAGAAAUUGUGAAGAAGUGUGGGGGAGUUCCCCUUGCAAUUAGGACGAUUGGGCGAUUGUUAGUGAAUUCUAAAUGUACGGAAGGAGAUUGGUCGAAUUUCAAGGAUAAUGAUUUAUCUUCGAUAAAUCAAGAUGAUGGUGACAUUAUGCCAACGCUUAAGUUGAGUUACGAUUUUUUGCCAUUGCAUUUGAAACCGUGCUUUGCUUAUUGCAGCUUAUUUCCGCAAGAUUAUGAGCUAGAACCACGUGAUCUUGUCUAUCUUUGGAUGGCACAUGGAUUUAUUAAUAAACCUCAAGGCAAUAAGAAAACUCUUGAAGAAGUAAGUUAUGAUUAUUUCAAGGAGCUGCUUUCCAGAUGCUUUUUCCAAGACAUACGAGAAAAUGUGUACGGCGACAUUAUAAGCUGCAGAAUGCAUGAUUUGAUGCAUGACCUCGCACGGUUUGUAGCAGGAGGGAAUUGCAUCACCAUUGAUAGCUCACAUGAAGGGAGGUUCCAAGAAGGAGCUCGCCAUGUAACUACCAAUGAUCUGAAGGUGUUGAAUGUAUUUGAGAGAGACAGAAGAAUAAGGUCCCUGUUUCUUACGGCUGAAGAGAGUACUGAUAUAUUUGGAAAUGGGAUUCAUAUUGCUGUUCUGGAUGUUUCGUGUUUUAGAAGUCUACGGGCACUACGUCUUUGCGAUGUCAACAUAAAGGAGAUUUCACGUUCCAUUGGUAAACUCAAGCAUUUGAGGAGCCUUGAUCUCUCAGGCACUAGAGAGUUAAGGUAUCUUCCGGAUUCCAUAAGCAGGUUGUGCAAUUUGGAGAGCCUUAAUCUCAUAGAAUGUCGGGAUCUAGAAGGAUUACCAAGCGGCAUUACGAAGUUGGUCAAUUUGAGGCAGCUCAGUGUGAGGGGAUGUUAUAAGUUGACAGGGUUGCCGAGGGGGAUUGGAACGUUGACUAAUUUGCAAAUGUUAGAUGAAUUCACGGUAGGGAAGGAAUCGGACCAAAAUGCUGCAAAGCUGAAUGAGCUGAGCGGGCUUACCGGGUUGAAGAAAGGACUGGCUAUUUGGAGAUUGGAAAGAGUGGGGAGUAGUAGUAUUUCGAGCGAGGUGGAUGCUUCCCUUCUCGAUGGAGAAGUUAGCUGAUCUUCAAUGUUUGAAGCUAUAUUGGUUCA
This is a messenger RNA of Punica granatum (pomegranate), 2399 nucleotides long. NCBI's taxonomy places the organism in Eukaryota, Viridiplantae, Streptophyta, Magnoliopsida, Myrtales, Lythraceae. The record is from RefSeq and is a predicted model, not a curated record.